Messenger RNA from Pollicipes pollicipes, 1169 nucleotides. Its product is annotated as beta-alanine transporter. The coding region runs from base 264 to 1169 and encodes 301 amino acids. Gene Ontology annotation, molecular function: transmembrane transporter activity. The record is from RefSeq and is a predicted model, not a curated record. Lineage: Eukaryota; Metazoa; Arthropoda; Thecostraca; Pollicipedomorpha; Pollicipedidae. Gene Ontology annotation, biological process: transmembrane transport. The transcript is spliced from 7 exons.
GCGGGUGGAGCGUCGCUGCGCCGGCGCCGUCACCUCACGAGAGAGGCCCAGUCGGCCAGAGCAGCCGAGGCCGGGCGGUCGACCGAUCCGUCCCACUCCCGCCCCCAGUCCAGCCCAGCAGGUUUGCAGUCGCCCGACUGACCGUCCGCACUGCCUCAGUCGGCGCGAGCCGGCCAGUGGGAGUGUGUCCUCUGAGCCUGAGCCGCGGCCAGCUGGUCAGGUUGUCGUAUUUCGUGCCGACCAACCAGACUGCUCCGGGUGCAAUGACACCCAGUAGCACUUGCAUGAACGGGCCGGAAGGCCGGUUGGUGUCCGGUGACGCGCUGCUGGAGGGCGUCGGCGCUCAGGGCUGGUACCAGCGCCGCCUGCUCUGGCUGUUCGUGCUGCCCGUCUGCUUCUUCCUGCCCGUGGUCUGCCUGAACGUGCUGAUGCAGGUGACGGCACCGGACCACUGGUGCCACGUGCCCGGCCGGCCUGACAGCGUGUCCCUGGACCAGUGGCGCCAGCGCACCCUGCCGCGGCGGCGCCUUCCGGGUGGCUCGGCGACCCACAGCCGGUGUCUCAUGUUCAGCGCCGCGCUGACAAACGCCACUGAUGACUGGCGAAACACCACUUACGACGCUGGCGCGACCCCAGCUGCGUCUUCAAACCAAACGGCGGGCGUGACAGCGUGCCAGUUCGGCUGGGAAUUCGACCGGAAUGACUUCUCGGAAACGGCCGUGUCGGCCUUCCAGUGGGUGUGCGACCAGAGCCAGGAGAGCACCCGGCUACUCACCACGUCCUCCGUGGGAAAUCUCCUGGGCAGCAUCGUCUUCGGUUGGCUGGCCGAUAGGCUCGGCCGUCGCCUGGUGUUCUUCCUGCUGGCCGUCCUGCAGCCGCUAGUCAGCGUGGCCGGCGUGCUGGCCGCCCAGCCGACCGUGUUCAUCGUCAUGCGCUUCUUCGCCGCGCUCUGCUACCCCGUCAUGUAUCAGCUGGUCUUCACCAUCGGGAUGGAGUUUACUGGCGUCUCGCGGCGUACCUGCUACGCCGUGGUAGUGUCCAUGGCCUUCACUCUGGGAAUGUGUGCCCUACCACUUGUGGCCUACCUGCUAAACGACUGGGUGCACCUGGGCCUGGCCAGCGCUCUACCAACGCUGCUCUUCCUGCCCUGUUUCUGGUUCAUCAGCUGA